Messenger RNA from Haliotis rufescens (red abalone), 3821 nucleotides. RefSeq lists its product as uncharacterized. Lineage: Eukaryota; Metazoa; Mollusca; Gastropoda; Lepetellida; Haliotidae. The coding region runs from base 1269 to 3581 and encodes 770 amino acids. The record is from RefSeq and is a predicted model, not a curated record. The transcript is spliced from 9 exons.
CUAACUCGCCUAUCUAACAACUACAUCACACGACGCAAUACGCCUCCCUGAUCGCAACAUAUAUGUAACUAACUGCGCACCAGUCCACGGAGACGGAUCUUCAAGUUUCCAGGAUGUCAUACCACGGCGGAUAUAUACAAGGAAAUAAUGGCAGAGCAUGGCAGAAUGGAUAGAAAGUUGCUGUGACUGUGACGAGGUAGCAACAGCCUUCUCCCUUUGUCGUAAUGGAGCCUAUAUGUUCUUGAUACACCUGGAUGUUAAUCUAUUUUCUUCUAAGUUGAAACAUAACGAGAUAAAAAAGAGAAAGUUGAAAGAAAUUGAGAAGAAGGUAUCAGCAUUACGAAAUACCUCAGGGGGAGAGAUCCUUGUUCAUCUGUUUGGUCAAGACCCAAGAGACAGGUACCUUGGACACUUUGACAGCUUCACAGACUCCUGCCUAAAGAUUUUAAUCCCUGACGGAAAACUGUUUACUGACGUUUAUAAACGUGAGUGGUUGUGUGAUGUUAUUUCCGGUGCUGAAAGUAUUCCCGUACUUCUCCUUACUGUAGAAAAAUCAAAGUUUGUGACUACAGUACAUUUUUACACAAAAGUCUCAUCGGACUGUAUGAUUGAAAAUGUGUCCACCAUUGUGUUUGUCUCACUCCUGUCUAGAAAGGUGAACACAGCAGUGACAGAACCAAAACUAAGAGGAAUUCGCAACUUCAAGGAACGACUGCAUGAAAACAGAAACAUUGAACUUAAAAGUGUGUUUUUGAAGAAAGAUCGAUCAUUUCGUGACAUUUCCUCAGUUGUUGAUUACAUCUGGAAAGAUCUGAGAUUCAGAGAAUAUCUAUGUUCCAUGUCAAAACUUGAGAGUGGAGGUUCUUACUUCGUCGGAAUAAAUGAAAAAAACGGAGGGGGGACUUACGAAUCCAGGGAUAUAAAUCCCAAUGGUUUUCCCUGCACCUGGAGUGUUGACGAGUUCAAAAAGUCUUUGGAAGUAAAAUUACAGUGUGACGCUGCCUAUCAAGAUCCGAAAGGCACUCUGACUCCAGUCCCUGCCAGCAUCAUCAAGGUCGCACUGUACAACUCUCCUGUGCAGCCAAGUGCUAAAGUCCUAGAAAUUGCAGUCGGGUAUGCUGAGGGUAUUGUAUUUUAUAAUAAAAAGGGCCCUGAAACCUACACCAUUGACAAGGACGGAAACAUUCGUAGAAUGGAACAUUGUGAAUGGUUGGAGAAAAUAAAGGCCUUUACCAUAGUUAAUAUACAGUAGCAGUGUUUUGAACAACAUGUCUUUCGAAGGCAGUGAUGCGUCAUCAUUUUCGCGUACUUCGUCUUUCUCUGACCAAGAAUUCAAAGCUUUUGAUUGCGUUGCAUUGGAUUCCACCUGUGCUUCUUUGGAUACCAGAACACCAACGGAGGUGCAUCUCUCCCACAUAUCCAUUAGCAGCUUCUUUCCGAAGAAAAAAUAUGAUGCAGGUGAAUUUGUCAUCUAUCCUAAAUGUAUGCAUACGAUGUUGUCAAGUGAGUACCCAAAGAUGUUGUCAGUACUUGAGGAAACAUAUCGACUUGGAGCAUUUAUCUAUGUUGGAUCGUCUUUUCAAUGUCUUUUUCUUGGAAAUCAACAACAAUUUCACACUAUAAAGACGAAGUUGAUUUGCGACAUGUGCAUUUUUCCAAAAGACAAGUCAGUCAUUAUGUUGACUGUGGCAAAAGACAAAACAUUGAAGACUCAUCUAUCCAAUUACAAUUUGCAAAUGAAAAAAAACUUGGAAGAAUGGAUCAGCGAAACAGAAGCUGAAUUCAAAGCCUUGUCUGGAGUUGUAGUCCCUCAAGACUUUCAAAUCAGAGGCAAAUUCGAAUGCCAAAUUGCCGAUGCUGAGCAACUGGCAAAGAGAAAAGGUCCUCCUCCGCUACUUGCAAAACAUAGAUUGUAUAUUGAAGCCUUUCUUCAGAAGCUUGCAACCUGCAAGUUCGUUCAUCGUUUUUAUGCAGUUCCUGGAGAAACCGUUUAUCUUAUUGAGGACACAUUUGAAGACUUUAUAGAACUCAUGGAGGAGACUGGGGCCAAAACUGUGUAUCUCAAAUGUUCAGAAUGUACAAUGCUUCUCGUUUGUGAACUAGCCUACAGGUUAGCUUUGCUUGGACACACAGCUCUACAGUCAAACACAGAAGUGAAGAAAGAAUUGGAAGAACUAAGGUGCGCACAAAACAUUUCCAUAUCGAUCACUUAUGGCACAAAUGUUGCUGAUGAGAAUGUACAAGAAGGCGACGUACUCUUGUCAUCGUGGAAAGGGGGUACGAUACUUUUUCGAACAGAAUUGACAGAGGUUGUAGCUGCUAGAAGAGCCUUGGCAUCAGCUGUUGUGAGGCACAGUUUAUACAUGAAGGAUGAAGAAAGAUGCGAGAGACUGGUAGACCUAGUUUGCUUGAACAUAGAAAUAACUGAAGAACGAUUAAAAACCUUUCUGCAACCUUUUGAUUUUGAAUCGCAGAUAGUAGCACUGGAAUCGUUAAAUACAUCUCUACAAGUCAAAAAGAAGAAUGUCAGAGUGAACAAUCAACUUGCACAUCCUAUGUGUCCACCACGUGUUGUAGUUGAUGAGGAGCAUAGGUCACUGGCACUAAAGAUGAAGACCAGCUUUGAUGACAGAAAUGUACAACAAAAUCGUGACACACAAUCUACUUGCACAUCGGAAGGCAGAAAUGGAGGGAAAUUUGGAAAAAGAAAAGAAGGACACAUUCAGCAAUAUCCUGCCGAAAAUCUUAAUCAUAUGGGAACUUCACACUACACAGACCAAGACAACAGAGAUGUCCCCCACGCUCAACAAAGUAGGCAAAUGUAUGAUUCAGACACAUUUUGCCAUACUAUUAUUGACAAAGACUCCGAGAAUAAUUCACAGAUAACAUAUGAAGAUUCACAAAUGCCAAUUAGAGAUCCAACCUUCUCGAAAGCGACCAGACUUACAGCAUCUGAAUCAUACACUACACGUCAAAGAGACCAAUACAGAAAUGUUGUGACAUGCCAAGAUGAACAAAUACCUAGCUGUGCCAAUAAUUCACACAGUGAUAACCAGGAUGCUUCGAGGGUCAUCACAGACGAACACAUCUCUCAACACGAAAGAAAGGCAAGCUACCAAGACCAACAAUGGCACCCAAGGCAACCAGUCUUCCCUCUACAAAGCAGGGAUAGUGCGAAUUAUUCAGAAACUACGAAACAAUAUUCGAGACCUUCAAAAGGCCGAUCCUCUCCUCAAUUCACAACAAGUGCCAAGGCAGAUUCACACUUAAAAAAACAUGAUGGACAUCUGCCCAAGAAUGAACGUCCCUUUCUACAAACGAAAAUUCCUAUUCUUUAUCCACACGCAUUUCAACAUGGUAGAUAUAAUUCUAUCCAAUCACGCCCCAGAAGCGCACCAGAACAAGACUUAUCUCUGCACAGAGGAAAUCCUUUGGACUAUUCCCACAAUAUACCACAAGAUAGAACAAGGCAUAUAACUGAACAAAACAGUACAAAUGCAAAGUCUGAUUCACAAAUCAAACACACAGACAGGCAUCUGUCAAGGAAAGUAAUAACGACAAGGCCAAACAGCUACGCAUAGUUCCAAUUCAUCCCUGACCAAAUGAAAAGAACAGGGCAGACAUCCUACUAACGUUUGGCACCAACAUCCAGCGGAGACCAAUAAUCUUCUGUACAAUAUGCACAAUACCUAAGAAACCAAGAAUUACAAGCGACAUCAAGAGUAAUAUUUACAGGCUUACCAAUAUACCAAAGUCAACUUAAUACUUACAAGGCCUGUUUAUAAACAAUACACAUUGUCAGAGAUACCCAAAACAUUUUG